Molecule: messenger RNA, 2073 nt
Organism: Clonostachys solani
Lineage: Eukaryota; Fungi; Ascomycota; Sordariomycetes; Hypocreales; Bionectriaceae
Source: the annotation of a GenBank genome assembly
AUGACUCAGCAAUCACUUCCAUCCCUCACGCCCGAUCAGACGCUCGUGCGAGAUAUCAGAAAACUUGUCAUCGACUGCUGCCGUCAAAAUGGAGGUGGACACGGUGGCUCUGCCAUUGGUAUGGCCCCCCUCGGCGUGGCACUCUGGAAACAUACGAUGCGCUUCAAUCCUGCCAAUCCGCAGUGGUUCGAUCGAGACCGAUUUGUUCUAUCAAAUGGCCAUGCAGCCAUCUUUCUAUACACGAUGCUGCAUGUGGCAGGGUACUCGCACAUGACUCUCGGCGAGCUAAAAUCAUAUGCAAGUCUCAAAAGUGUUGAUCCUGAUACUGGAACAUGGAAGAGCACAAUAUGUCACGGGCACCCAGAGAUCGAGGUACCUGGCGUUGAGGUUACCACUGGCCCUCUUGGACAAGGCAUCGCCAACGCCGUUGGUCUCGCUAUAGCAUCUAAGCACCUGGCCGGAACAUUCAACAAGCCGGGGUAUGAUAUUAUCACUUCGAGGAUAUACUGCACCACAGGAGAUGGCUGUCUACAGGAGGGUGUUGCGGUCGAGGCCAUGGCGAUUGCGGGUCAUAUGAAGCUGGACAACUUGAUUGUCUGCUAUGACAACAACCAAGUCACCUGCGAUGGUCCUCUGGAAUGGAUCGUUACCGAAGACACUAACAAGAAGAUGGAGGCACUUGGUUGGCAUGUCAUCGACGUCUUCGAUGGUGACACCAGCGUGGAUAACAUUGCAGGAGCCCUGUCCCUGGCUCGAUCUGUAAAGGGCAAGCCCAUCUUCAUCAAUAUACGGACAACCAUCGGCUUUGGCACAGCAACGGCAGGCACUGCAAAGUCGCACCACGGAACCUACAGCAAUACGGAUGCUGCACUAUACGCGGAGCGAUCCGACUCGGCCACGCAUGCUCUGUCGGAGGAAGCCCAAGCGUACAUGGCAUCUUCCAAGCGGCGCGGGGCAAGCCUGGAGCAGGACUGGUCCAACAUAUUUGGGGACUAUUCUGAGAGAUACCCGCAAGACGCCAAGCUCCUCGAGGCGAGGAUGCGAGGAGAGUAUGAGUAUGCCCACCUCCUCGAGGCCAUGCCUAUCCCUAUUGAGGAGCCCGCACCGUCACGACAAAUAAACGGCCUGGUAUUCAACGCCCUCAUGGACUCGAUUCCCAAUCUUGUCGCAGGAGGUGCCGACUUGUGGAAUUCGAACCAGAUGGGGGACCAGACAAGACGCAUCCUUGAUGCGAGUAAUCCGAGCGGCAGGGUGAUCCGUUAUGGAAUCCGCGAGCACGCCAUGGCAUCCAUCUCCAACGGACUCGCCGCAUACAGCCCCGGGGCAAUUGUCCCUGUCACGGCAACCUUCUUCAUGUUCUACCUCUACGCGGCUCCUGGAGUUCGCAUGGGCGCGCUGAGCAACCUAAAGGUCAUACACGUAGCGACCCACGACUCGAUCGGCGAGGGUCAAAACGGCCCAACGCAUCAGCCCGUCGAGGUCGAUUCUCUUUAUCGUGCGAUGCCCAAUUUGCUGUACAUUCGCCCUUGUGAUGGAGAAGAGGUCAUCGGCGCUUGGCUCGCGGCCCUGUCCGCCAAAGAACAACCGGCCAUCAUCUCGGUGGCGAGAGACGCACCCGGCACAAAGGUGCCAAACACGAAUCGGAACAACGUGUCCAAGGGCGCGUACGUCGUAAUCGAGAAUAAUGCGGCAGUCGUUACCUUGGUGUCGUGCGGGUCGGAACUGCAGUUCGCCGUCGGGGCGGCUUAUGAACUCACAGGCUCUGGCAUCCCCACGCGGGUGGUCAGCAUGCCUUGCAUGCGCCUCUUCGACAUGCAGGACGCCCAAUACAAGAGGUCGGUCUUGUCAGAGUCUCCUCACUGCAUCUCGGUCGAGGCAUACAUCUCCGGUAUGUGGUCACGAUACUGUACUGCGUCGAUAGCGAUGGACUCUUUUGGCUAUUCGGGUGGUGGUCGUGACAACUUUGCUCGCUUCGGGAUAGACACGAGGGGCAUACUUGGCAAGGUCAAGGCGGAGGUCUCUACAAGCGGUGACGUAGGCCCGGUUUCCCGGAGAUGGAAACUGCUGAUAUAA